Prunus dulcis (almond) is the source of this 972-nucleotide messenger RNA. Its product is annotated as thaumatin-like protein 1. The transcript is spliced from 2 exons. The coding region runs from base 57 to 803 and encodes 248 amino acids. The record is from RefSeq and is a predicted model, not a curated record. Gene Ontology annotation, cellular component: extracellular region. Lineage: Eukaryota; Viridiplantae; Streptophyta; Magnoliopsida; Rosales; Rosaceae. Gene Ontology annotation, biological process: defense response.
CCAAGUUACAAGUUAAUUAAGUUUAUCAGCAACAGCUAGCCAAUUAAGACAUUUCCAUGAUGAUGAUGAAGAGCCAAGCAGCUCUCCUCGGCCUCACCACCUUGGCCAUCCUCUUCUUCUCAGGUGCACAUGCAGCUAAAAUCACUUUCACAAACAAAUGUUCCUACACUGUCUGGCCAGGAACACUAACCGGUGACCAAAAACCUCAAUUAUCACUCACUGGGUUCGAGUUAGCAACCGGAAUUAGCCGCUCUGUGGACGCUCCGUCCCCAUGGUCCGGUCGCUUCUUUGGCCGAACCAGGUGCUCCACGGACGCGUCAGGAAAGUUCACUUGUGCCACAGCAGAUUGUGGCUCUGGCCAAGUCUCAUGCAACGGUAACGGCGCAGCUCCGCCAGCUACAUUAGUAGAAAUCACUAUUGCUUCGAACGGGGGUCAAGAUUUCUACGACGUUAGUCUUGUUGACGGCUUCAACUUGCCCAUGGCCGUGGCUCCACAAGGUGGCACCGGCGAGUGUAAGGCCUCAACUUGCCCUGCCGAUGUUAACAAAGUGUGCCCGGCUCAGUUACAAGUGAAGGGAUCUGAUGGAAGCGUAAUUGCGUGCAAGAGCGCUUGCUUAGCAUUCAACCAGCCACAAUACUGUUGCACUCCCCCUAACGACAAGCCGGAGACAUGCCCUCCCACUGACUACUCUAAGAUCUUCAAGACCCAGUGCCCUCAAGCUUAUAGCUAUGCUUAUGAUGACAAGAGCAGCACCUUUACAUGCAGUGCUAGCCCUGACUACCUCAUCACAUUCUGCCCAUAAGCAUAUAUAUAUAUAUAUAUAUAUAAUGGGAUCUUAUAUGUUAUGAUAUUAUACAUAUAGUUCCCAAUAAUAGAGAGGAAUAAAUAAGUUUCCUGGAUCUUGACACAUUGUUGAUGUCAAGAAUUUGUAAUGCAGACGAUCAAAUAAAGGAAUAAAUGUUUGGAUUUUA